Messenger RNA from Venustampulla echinocandica, 516 nucleotides. RefSeq lists its product as uncharacterized. NCBI's taxonomy places the organism in Eukaryota, Fungi, Ascomycota, Leotiomycetes, Helotiales, Pleuroascaceae. The transcript is spliced from 2 exons. Bases 1 to 516 code for a protein of 171 amino acids. The record is from RefSeq and is a predicted model, not a curated record.
AUGUCGCUCGGAUUGUUCUCAUUUGACGGCCCCGCGCUUACAUCUCUUCGGCUCGCGCCUCUCGUUGCAUCUACAGCAUUCAUAACUGGCGUCCUCGACCAGCAGAUAGCUUUCUCAACAUUCGCCGAAGCACUUUCAGGCGGACGACAACCAGCCAACGAGACUCUUCCGCUCUGGCUAUACAAUUAUACAUGGCGAGUGAUAUGGGUCUGCGGCACUGCCUAUCCUGCAACCAUCGCCUUAUUGGGUCUUAAUUUGCUAGUAGACCCAGCGGAUACAAUGAGUACGCAGACUAAGCAGUUGUAUACCGUUGGAUUUGUGUUGACCGUCAUCCACUGCUUUCCCUACCAAUACGCAGCACGGGUCAGGAAGGCUUUGUGGACGAAUCAAGGCAAGGUAUCGGAUGUAUCGUCGGCGAUGGCUUACUUUGCGGGGUUAAAUGGGCCACGGUUGUGGGUGCUUGAUGUUCCUGCUUGGUUCUUCAUAUUUGCUGCCGUGGUGUCUCAAUUCGGAUGA